Messenger RNA from Apodemus sylvaticus (European woodmouse), 3314 nucleotides. RefSeq names its product kinesin family member 18B (gene Kif18b). Gene Ontology annotation, biological process: microtubule-based movement. Bases 165 to 2693 code for a protein of 842 amino acids. Lineage: Eukaryota; Metazoa; Chordata; Mammalia; Rodentia; Muridae. Gene Ontology annotation, molecular function: microtubule motor activity; ATP binding; microtubule binding. The record is from RefSeq and is a predicted model, not a curated record. The transcript has 16 exons.
AUGAGCGAACCGGCUAGUUUGAACGCGCCGCGCCGGAAAAAGGUUGGUUCGGUGGAAUCGGGUGUCUGGGAGCUUUCUCGGGAGUCUAAGGACUCCUGUCAAAGGCGGAGCGUCGCGCAAGCGACCCCCGACACCAGCGGCGGAAACCGACGAAAGGUGUUGCCAUGGUGAUGGCUGUGGAAGACAGCGUGGUUCGGGUGGUUGUGCGGGUGAGGCCCCCCACCCCUAAGGAGCUAGAGAGUCAGCGGCGGCCUGUGAUUCAGGUGGUAGAUGAGCGGAUGCUGGUGUUUGACCCCGAUGAGUGUGAUGGGGCAUUUCCUGGCCUAAAAUGGAGUGGCUCCCACAAUGGCCCCAAGAAGAAGGGCAAAGACCUGACAUUUGUCUUUGACCGUGUCUUUGGUGAGAUGGCCACUCAACAGGAUGUGUUCCAGCACACUACACACAAUAUCCUCGACAGCUUUCUCCAGGGCUACAACUGCUCAGUGUUUGCCUAUGGAGCCACUGGGGCUGGGAAGACGCACACUAUGCUGGGAAGGGAGGGAGAGCCUGGCAUCAUGUACCUGACCACCAUGGAACUGUACAGGCGGCUUGAAGCCUGCCGGCAAGAAAAGCAAGUCGAGGUGCUCAUCAGCUAUCUGGAGGUGUAUAAUGAGCAGAUCCAUGACCUCCUGGAGCCCAAAGGCCCCCUCACCAUCCGCGAGGACCCUGAUAAGGGGGUCGUGGUACCGGGACUUUCUUUCCACCAGCCAGCCUCAGCUGAGCAGCUCCUUGAGAUGCUGACCAGAGGCAACUGCAGCCGCACGCAGCACCCCACGGAUGCCAAUGCCACAUCUUCCCGCUCUCAUGCCAUUUUCCAGAUCUUUGUAAAGCAGCAGGACCGCGUUCCAGGGCUGACCCAGGCCCUUCACGUAGCCAAGAUGAGCUUGAUUGACUUGGCUGGCUCAGAGCGGGCAUCUAGCACCCAUGCCAAAGGAGAGCGGUUGCGGGAGGGUGCCAACAUCAACCGCUCUCUGUUAGCACUCAUCAAUGUCCUCAAUGCCCUGGCCGAUGCAAAGGGCCGCAAGUCUCACAUACCCUACCGAGACAGCAAACUGACCCGCCUGCUCAAGGACUCCAUCGGAGGCAACUGCCGCACCGUGAUGAUCGCUGCCAUCAGCCCAUCCAGCCUGACCUACGAGGACACUUACAACACCCUCAAAUAUGCUGACCGUGCCAAGGAGAUUAGACUCACACUGAAGAGCAACGUGGUCAGCGUGGACCAUCACAUUAGCCAAUAUGCCACCAUCUGCCAGCAGCUCCAGGCUGAGGUGGCUACCCUGAGGGAGAAGCUCCAGAUGUAUGAGGCUGGAGCCCAGGCCCUGCAGCAGCGCUCCCCACAGCCCCCCAGGUUGAGCAUACCACAAAGUUCCUCACUACAGCCUGGGCACUCCAGCCAGUCCUCUGCCUCAGAGUUCCAUGCAGAGUGUGAAGCCCCUCAAGAGGAGAGCCUGGAAUCAGAUGCCCAGGGGCGGGAGACUGUGGAAGAAGAUGCUUCCAAGCAGGAGCAGUGCCCCCAGGGCAAACAGUUUCUAACCCAGAAGCCAGAGCUGACCCAGCCAGGGUCCCCUAGUCCAACAGUGCGGGUGAAGCCAGACAUGAGCCAGCACCCACCACAGGAACUGGAUGCGGUUGCAGACCACUCCAAACAGUUGGCCCUCCGGGUGCUAUGCCUGGCCCAGCGACAGUACUCCCUGCUGCAGGCAGCCAACCUCCUGACUCCCGACAUGAUCUCAGAAUUUGAGACCCUGCAGCAGCUAGUGCUUGAGGAAAGCAUCGAGCACGGGCCUGAGAACCCCAGGUCUCCUGGUCUGGCCAGGGGGGACCCGCUAACUCAGGAGCUGUGUUCAGAGUCUAAGUCUUCAGGGUACUGUGGUCCAGUAACCCGGACCAUGGCAAAGCAACUGAAUGGUCUCACACACACUCUGGGGAUCCCACUGGCACCUGACUGCCCCUCAGAGAAGAUGUUCCAAAAACCUACCAAGGAGAAGAAAAGGAAGCUGAGCCCCGAAGAACCAGGCAGCCUACCAGCCCCAAAUCUGGAGAUGAAGCGCCAGCGCCAGUCCUUCCUCCCCUGCCUAAGGAGGGGCUCCCUACCUAAGGCCCAGCCAUCCUCCGAGCCUAAGGCCCAGCCAUCCUCUGAGCCUAGAACUCCCAAAGGAGAAAGGCCCUCUUCCCCUUCCCCCUCCUCCUCCUCCCGAGUCUGCCCAGCCACAGUCAUUAAAAGCCGGGUACCCCUGGGCUCUUCUGCCUUACAGAACUGUUCCACUCCUCUGGCCCUCCCCACUCGUGACCUCAAUACCACCUUCAAUGUCUCUGUGGAGUCCCCCUCUAAACCCAGCUUCCACGAACUCAUUGACUGGGAGAAAGUUUCCCCGGAGCUCAACAGCACAGACCAGCCUCUCCUCCCCAGCGCACCUGUCCUCCUAUUCACGAAGGGCCGCAAGCCUUCUCUUCCUACAGUCACUGUGCACAAGAAGAGGCGCACUGUGAGGCCCUCGGUCUCCCGAGGCCGCAGCUGCAUUGCCCGGCUCCACAGUAGCACCCUGAAGAAGCCAGACAGACCCUUCACAGUCCCGGAGCCACCCUUGAGUCCCCACUGCCUUGAUGACCAGAGGACUCCUAAGGAACUGAUUGGGGUGACAGAGUGCUGUUAACUGAGAGUCCCGACCAUGAGGGACUCCUGACGUCCAUGAUGGUUCUGAUCUACCAACAGCCUCCUCUUGUCCUUGGAGCUGCCAAUGCCAAGAGUCCCUGGCCUGCCUUCCUCACCUUGGAGCAAUUAACACCACAUGCCUUAGCUCUGCUAUCGCCCUCCUGCCCCUCAUCUGUUUGCCUUCUUUAGUAGUCUCUUUCACACCCAGCUUCUUGGUAUAUGCAUAUUCCUCUGUGAGUGCUAAACGUGUGGCUGUAUUAAGAAUCCCAUCAGGGUCUCUCAUUUCCCAAAGCCUUCCAUGCAAGCAGGGAACUCGGGGGCUUCAUGUCUCACACCGGGGUCUGCACAGUGAGGGUGGGCGAGGACAGGAGGGGCUGCUGACAAGUGUCAUGUUAGCUGUCCUGGUGCUGACCACUGCAUACAUCCAGAAUGUAAGGAGGCGGGGAUGCGAGGAUAGCGCCUUCAGUCUAAAUGCUGGCUGCUUGGGUCAGUUAUUUAGGUAUCCUUCUCAUCUUGUCUUCUCCAUAUUCACAUGAAUUUAUAUGUAUUCACAUGGGUGUAUGCCUGUAGAUUUUUUUUUUUUAUAAUUAAUAAACAUCUCCAUCUCUGGUGUCUUCUUCUA